Molecule: messenger RNA, 1608 nt
Organism: Colletotrichum paranaense
Lineage: Eukaryota; Fungi; Ascomycota; Sordariomycetes; Glomerellales; Glomerellaceae
Product: cytochrome P450
Exons: 5
Coding region: 1-1608 (535 amino acids)
Molecular function (GO): iron ion binding; oxidoreductase activity, acting on paired donors, with incorporation or reduction of molecular oxygen; monooxygenase activity
Source: RefSeq, a predicted model, not a curated record
AUGGCCACCGCCAACGAUUCCUUUUCCAACCAGUCCUCCUGGGGACCCCUCGAGACAUUGCAGGCAUUCCCAAGCCCAUUGGAGAAGCCAGUACCAUACUUCAUCACAGCUUUCUUGCUAUUCGUCUUCUACUUCUCUAUACAGCAAGCAGAGCAGGCGCCUCACACAGAUCUGCCGAUUGUCAACCCUAAGCACAAGUGGGAUUUUACCGGGCUAAAAGUCAAGUAUGACUUCAUCACAAAGGUCCGGAAUAUCGUGUUGGAGAGGGCGAAAACAAACCCCGAUGAGGCCUACCAGGUCUUGACGGACAUGGGAGAUAUGACGAUCCUUCCCGCGGUACCCUUUGCCAACGAGAUUCGCAACCACGAGGACCUCAGCUUCGACCGCGUUCUUGAUAAGAACUUCCAUGCCCAGAUGCCCGGCUUUGAGCCUUUGAAGGAGAAUAACGCGCAAAAGUCCGUCCUCAAAUACGUUAUUCGCACAAGAUUGACCCAGUUCCUUUCAAAGCUGACAUCUCCCGUUUCCGACGAGACAACGCUGUCAUUGACCGACGUUUUGGGAGAGGAUAAGGAAUGGUCCACCGUGGUAAUCAAGGAGAACAUGCUCAAGGUCGUAGCCCGAGUGUCCACCCGCGUCUUCGGCGGCGAGCAACUCUGUCGCAACCAGGAUUGGAUCAAGAUUACCUCCGAAUACGCCCGAACCAGCUUCCUCGCCUCAGAGUUUCUCCGAAUGUUCCCCAAGUCUCUACGUAACCUUGCCCACCAGGUCCUUCCCAUCUGUCGUCAACUCCAAGCGCAAGUCAAGGAGGCCAGAGAGAUCAUCAACCCCAUUGUGGAGGAGCGCCGCAAGGAAAAGAAGGCAGCUUUGGAUCGCGGCGAGGAGGAGCCUGAGUGGAAUGACUGUCUUGACUGGUGUGAGGAAGCAUCCGACGACGCCAAAUCGGACCCUGCGAUGAUGCAGCUUGGACUUUCUUUCGCCGCUCUCCACACCACCUCUGAUCUGAUCACCCAGGUGAUGCUCGACCUCGCCAAGUACCCCGACUACUUUGAGCCGCUUCGCAAGGAAAUUACCGACGUUAUUCGCACCGAUGGCUGGGCUCGCAUGGGUCUCUACAAGAUGCGCCUCCUGGACUCCUUCUGCAAGGAGACUCAGCGUCUUCACCCCAUUGGCAUCGUUGCCAUGCACCGUGAAGCCACCAAGCCCGUGACCCUCUCCAACGGACUGGAACUCCCUGAGGGCAGCCGCAUCGCUGUCAGCUGUCAAAGAAUGACCGAUGGCUCCGUCUACUUGGACCCCAGCCGCUUUGACGGAUACCGUUACCUGCGCAUGCGCGAGUCCCUUGGCGCCGGAAACGAUGGAGCCGCGCACUUUGUUAGCACCUCGCCCGAGCACCUUGGUUUCGGCCACGGUCAGCACGCCUGCCCUGGACGUUUCUUCGCCGCCAACGAGGUCAAGAUUAUUCUCUGCCACCUCCUUCUCAAGUACGACUGGAGACUGGCGGCUGAGCAGCAGCCCAACACAAUCAACUUUGGAUUCACUAUGGAGGUUGACCCCAAGGCCAAGCUCGAGAUCCGGCGGAGGACUGGCGACUUGGGCCUCAAGGCAUGA